CGGCGCGCUCCGUGUUUGGUGGGCACGCUGCUAUUUUCACGGGGCUCCGCGUCCGACAGUCGGCACGGGGGGUAGAGAGAUACGCGAGAAUAUUUGUUCCUCAGCCGUGUGACUAAUCCAACCGAGCAGGUAGUUUUCUAUGCUCACAAGAAAACAUGCCAUUAGUAAAGAGGAACAUUGAACCCAGGCACCUCUGUCAUGGUGCUUUGCCUGAAGGAAUUAGCAAUGAACUGGAAUGUGUCACAAACAAUACACUAGCGGCUAUCAUUCGUCAGCUCAGCAGUCUCAGCAAACAUGCGGAAGAUAUAUUUGGUGAACUGUUUAAUGAAGCCAAUAACUUCCAUAUUCGAGCAAACUCUCUUCAAGAUAGAAUUGAUCGUUUGGCUGUCAAAGUUACACAGCUGGACUCAACAGUGGAGGAAGUUUCCUUGCAGGAUAUUAACAUGAGGAAAGCUUUCAAGAGCUCUACAAUGCAAGACCAACAAGUUGUUUCAAAGGGUUCAACUCCAAACCCGGUGUUGGAAAUGUAUAAUAAGAGUGAUAAGCCACCGCCACUGAACAUUCUGUCACAGUACAGAGAUGACAAAAAGGAUGGGCUUAAAUUUUAUACGGAUCCAUCUUAUUUCUUUGACUUAUGGAAAGAGAAGAUGCUACAGGAUACUGAAGAUAAGAGGAAAGAGAAAAGAAGACAGAAGGAGCAGAAACGUGUAGAUGGCACAACCCGUGAGGUGAAAAAAGUUAGAAAAGCCAAGAACAGGCGACAGGAGUGGAAUAUGAUGGCGUAUGACAAAGAACUUAGACCUGACAACAGGUUAUCUCAAAAUCUGUGCCAUGGAAUAUCUUCAGAGGGAUCAGUUUCCCCAAGCAAUAGAUCCCAUGGAUCAGAUCUCACUGAUUAUUCAUACCCUGCUACCCCAAGCCAUCAUUCACAGCAGCAACAAAUGCCAGCUUCGCACUUGCCAAAUGCUAACCAACAACAAAUGGUGACUGGGAAUCAAGUUCAGGAACAUGAUUGCAAAUCCUCUGCGCCAGGGUUUAGACAUGCUACUUUGAAUAGACCUCAACAACCCCCACCACCUCCACCACCAACUACUCUAAAUGAUGCCCGUCCACCACCACAACAACCAGUAGACCACAGUGUGCCACCUCCUCCUCAGAUGAUGGAAUAUUACAAUUCAACAGGCCCUGCUGCACUUCCCCCUGACCCAGUCAUUCCAUCAGCACAAACAGCCUUUGUCAGUCCACUCCAAGUGCCUACUCCUCCAGCUUCCCAUCCUGGGUCAGUGGUAGGAGUUGCGCCCCCAAUGCCACCUGGGGCAGCCUCUCCACUUGGACCUCCUGUACCUCCUCCACCUCCUCCUCCUGCUCUGCCUGCACCACCUUCCUCCCUUGCAUCCUCUCCAAUGCACUCUCAACUUGUAGUUGAAAACAAACGGCUUGAACCAACAAGUACUCCCCUCAAUGAUGCCAGAAGUGAUCUCCUUGCUGCUAUUCGUGUGGGAAUUCAACUGAAGAAAGUUCAAGAGCAACGUGAGCAAGAAGCUAAGCGAGAACCAGUUGGGAAUGAUGUGGCAACUAUUCUGUCAAGACGUAUUGCUGUGGAAUAUAGUGAUUCAGAUGACGAUUCAGAGUUUGAUGAGAAUGAUUGGUCUGACUAACAUGAGUGCUGCAAUUGUUUUAUUAACUAUCACUUCAUAAAUUAUUAUGAAAAGUAAUAGAGAUCAAAUCUGAAACUAUAUAGUUAUUUAAAUUGAUUUUGAAUGAGGUGAGAAAGAAUGCUGGGAUGUUGUGAUUGUUUCUCUAGCUAGUGAACCAGAAUUAUUCAUAAUUUGAAUUAUUUAAACGCACCACCCAGGAGUGUGAUCCAUGACUUCUUUUGUUUAGAUUGUAGAAGUACAAUUGUUGAUUUACAAUGAACACAUUUUGUAGGAACAAAUUAAGAAACUUGGAAUCAAAUACCAAUUAGUAUGUCCAUUUAUUAUCAACGUCAGUGUUAUUAAAAAUGCUUCAUUGAUGUAUUAAUGAAACAUAGAAAUGGAGCAUUAUAUUUUUGAUUUUCGACAAGUGAAACUUAGCCCCAGUGUCCUGGCAAAUAUUUGCCACCUAAGUUACUGAAUCCAGCAGUUAUUGUUUCCAUAAACAACAACAGGUUACUAUCAUGUUACUAUUUAUGAAAACGAUAUAUACAUUAACUGCUGGAUUCUUUUUGGUACAAUAGUGGUUUCACUUGUAAGCAAAUCCUGGGCAACAGACAACAUUCAGUUUUCUUUAAGAGGGAUGUGAAUAGUGUUAUGUAUCUAAAUCCAAGCCUGCCACUGAAGUAGCUUCACGGAUUAAGAAUGAAUGGAUCGUUGGGCAAAAUGAAUCCGUUUAGCACAGAAAUUGGAAUACUGACACAGUAAUAUGGAUUCAAUAACUUUUCAACAGUGCUAUCAACCUGAACUUGCAGGACCCCACAUAUUCCCCUUCACAAAGUCACUAGUUGGGCUAGCUAAACUAAAGUUAAAUUUUCAUUAAACUUAAAGAAAUAUUUACCAGUAUAAUAUAAACUUUGAGAAUAACAACUGCAAAAUAGCUCGGUACAAUAUUAUUUUGCAGUUAAGAUUUGCAACUCUUUCAUUCUCAAUCUACAAAUUUUAUUUUGAUAUUUUAAUGAUUACCUCUAAUUACCAUGUUAAAUUGAAACAAAUUAUAAUAUUGCAUUGAAAUGUUAUACUGUUCUACUGAUGUAUAAUAUUUAUGAGGUAGACGUCAGAUAUAGCCAAUAGUGAAAGCUUUAUUUUAAUUCCUGUAUGCAAUGUCAUCGAUCUUGUAUGUAAUUCAAAUGAAUACCAUUUCUUUGGAAUUACUGUUCUUGUUUCAUAUAUUUGCAGUAUUAACAAUUUUAAAGAACAACAUAUCAAAACCACUUUGUAAACAUAAGUUAUGCUUGAUUUGUUUCAUACUGAAUUUUAAUUUACAUUUUAUUUUCUAAUCUUAUAGAUGUGUAAAAUUACAAUGGCUGAAAUUAUGAAAUUGAAGUCAAAUAAACUAAACAGCAAAAUAAAAUAUGUUG
Messenger RNA from Mobula hypostoma (lesser devil ray), 3055 nucleotides. It is a transcript of the gene wasf3b, whose product is annotated as WASP family member 3b. The record is from RefSeq and is a predicted model, not a curated record. Bases 156 to 1658 code for a protein of 500 amino acids. Gene Ontology annotation, biological process: actin cytoskeleton organization; positive regulation of Arp2/3 complex-mediated actin nucleation. Gene Ontology annotation, molecular function: Arp2/3 complex binding; protein kinase A regulatory subunit binding; actin binding. NCBI's taxonomy places the organism in Eukaryota, Metazoa, Chordata, Chondrichthyes, Myliobatiformes, Myliobatidae. The transcript is spliced from 9 exons. Gene Ontology annotation, cellular component: cytoskeleton; SCAR complex; lamellipodium.